Messenger RNA from Prunus armeniaca (apricot), 345 nucleotides. The record is from the annotation of a GenBank genome assembly. Lineage: Eukaryota; Viridiplantae; Streptophyta; Magnoliopsida; Rosales; Rosaceae.
AUGCACAAUUUUGGGGAUGAAUUCACAAUAGAAAGCUACAGAAUCCCAUGGCUUGUAUGGAUCCAGGUGAUGGUGAUGAUCCUCCUCCUCAUUCUUCUCUUCUGCUUCAGCAUCUUAGUCUUAGAUCUCGGGGACCACAGCAACACCACCACCACUAGCAACAACAAGCCUUCAUCUUCUUCCACUAGCCGCUUAGUUGCUGAUGAUCUUCCCAAGCACAACACCUCAACCACAGCUUUUACACACCGCUUACAAAAUACCCAGUUAGAUGUGGAAUGUAUUUGGCAGCUAGGAAAAUGUGGAAAAGAAUCUAAGAAAGAAAUAAAGAAAGAAAUGAAUAAAUAG